AUGCCUGCGUGCUGCAGUUUGAAGAAUGUGUGUGAAUACGAGACUUCCAAAGUGGUGCGCAUUCAGAGUGUUUACUACGGGAGCAUCAAGUGGGCUAUCCACUCUGUCGUCUUCUUGUAUGUCUGCGUCGUACUGAUUGCCGACAAACGCUAUCAAAAGAGGGAUGCUGUCAUCAGUUCGGUGCAUACAAAAGUGAAAGGGGUGGCCCAGACCGAACAGAGAAUCUACGACACAGCAGAAUACACUGUCCCCAUGCAGGGAAUAGAUUCCUUCUUUGUGGUAACGAACAUCAUCAUGACCGAAAACCAAAUCCAGGGACUUUGCCCUGAGUUUCCCAUCGCCAAAGCGGUUUGCUCUACCGACAGGAGCUGUGCAAAAGGCCGUAUGGACCCCCAGAGUAACGGAAUUCAGACAGGCAGAUGUGUGAAGUAUAAUGCCACCGUUAAGACGUGCGAGGUCACGGCCUGGUGUCCGGUAGAGUCCAUCAAAAGCACUCCAAAGCCUGCUAUUCUGAGGAGUGCUGAAAAUUUCACCGUCCUCAUCAAAAACAACAUCCACUUCCCCAGAUUUAAUUAUACAACAAGAAACAUUUCACCAGAAUUCAAUAUCUCCUGCACGUACAACAAAAUCUCUGCUCCGUAUUGCCCCAUCUUCCGCCUGGGAGAUAUUCUCCAAGAAGCAGGAGAAAUUUUUUCAGAGGUGGCCAUUCAGGGAGGCAUUGUGGGUAUCGAGAUCAACUGGGAUUGCAACCUGGACCGAUGGCUCCAUCGCUGUAGCCCCAAGUAUGGCUUCCGGCGUCUGGAUGACAAAAAAGCCAGUGAGGCCUUAUACCCUGGCUACAACUUCAGAUUUGCCAAAUACUACAAGCAGGCCAACGGAAAGGAGGAGAGGACUCUGAUCAAAGCUUAUGGCAUCCGCUUUGACAUCCUGGUCUUCGGCAUGGGAGGACAAUUUAACUUCUUUGAGCUGCUGGUCUACAUAGGUUCAGCCCUCUCCUAUUUUGGCCUGGCUCAAUUAUUUGUUGAUUUCCUCAUCACUUCGUACACAUUUCCUUGCUUCAAAUCAAACCCGGUGAAGGAAUAUUAUUACAGGAAGAAGUGUGAGUCAGUGCCAGGGCCCAGAUGGACCCUAUUGUACGUGGCGUACGUCGAUGAGCCGCAUGUUACUAUGAUUGACAAAGUGCUGCAGACAAGCUUACAGAAAAUUAAAGGCGAAAUUAUCCACAGACGCUUGGGCGAUUUCACGCGUUUUGCCAAACUCCCACCGCGACAUCCGGACGAAGCCGAAGCUCUUGGAAAAGCCCCAGAGCUGCAGCCCCUUCAAAAGAAAGAGGGUGCCGCUCCCCACCACCAGCGUCCUUCCUGGUGCUGCUGCAACAAAUGCCGCCCAGCGGAGCCCUACUGGGAGCAGCUCUGCUGCCGGAGGAAAGACGGGGCCUGCGUCACCACCUCGGCCCUGUUUCAGCAGCUCGUCCUGUCCAGACCGGCAUUGGAGUUCAUCCUCCUCUACGAAGACCCCUUGUUGGACCUCAAGGCAGAGACGCUUAACAAGCAGCUCCGGCACGCUGCGUACAAGCAGUACAUCCGCUGGCGCUUCGGAGACGACGGCAACCUAGGCAAACGGGCCGUCCUCCCGAACUGCUGCCGGUGGAGCAUCAGAGAGGCCUUUCCCAGCGAGGACGGCCAGUACACUGGCUUCAGGAAGAAGAAAUAACUCUGCGUGCGGAGAGCCUUCGUAGCAUGGCCUUGGCGCACGCCGGGAUGAAAUCGGUGCAUCGGGGACCUGCGAGGAAACGUGGGGGGGGGGGAAAUU
Gekko japonicus is the source of this 1812-nucleotide messenger RNA. It is a transcript of the gene P2RX7, whose product is annotated as purinergic receptor P2X, ligand gated ion channel, 7. Bases 1 to 1713 code for a protein of 570 amino acids. Gene Ontology annotation, biological process: monoatomic cation transmembrane transport; response to ATP. The transcript is spliced from 13 exons. Gene Ontology annotation, cellular component: nuclear inner membrane; plasma membrane. Gene Ontology annotation, molecular function: purinergic nucleotide receptor activity; ATP binding; extracellularly ATP-gated monoatomic cation channel activity. NCBI's taxonomy places the organism in Eukaryota, Metazoa, Chordata, Lepidosauria, Squamata, Gekkonidae. The record is from RefSeq and is a predicted model, not a curated record.